CGUUUUGAGAAGGCUUACUCAGAAGUUUCCUGCUGAAGGCAUGGAGGCGGACGACUGGGAUAAUGGGGAGAAGCUGCAGGUCGUUAAGGAAGAGGUGGAAGCAGAGAGCAGCGGCGGCGGUGGAGAAGAAGAAGAUGACGAAGAGGAGGCGCUGCCUCACGCCGAGGUGGUAGACGUAUUUCAAGAGGGACUCGCCAUGAUCGUUCAGGAUCCUCUGCUCUGUGACCUGCCUAUCCAAGUCACGUUGGAGGAGAUAAAUUCUCAGAUAGCCCUGGAAUAUGGCCAAGCAAUGACUGUCAGAGUGUGCAAAGUGGAUGGAGAAGUGAUGCCUGUUGUCGUGGUGCAAAAUGCUACAACCCUGGACUUGAAGAAGGCUAUUCAAAGAUACGUGCAGCUCAAACAGGAGAGAGAGGGGGGCAUACAGCAUAUCAGCUGGUCAUAUAUAUGGAGAACAUACCAUCUCACUUUUGCUGGGGAGAAGCUAACUGAAGAUGGGAAGAAGCUCCGAGAGUACGGCAUCCGAAACAGAGAUGAGGUCUCCUUUAUCAAGAAGCUGAGGAACAAAUGAGGGAUCAGCAGUCCAAAUCCAGGAGUGAGAUCUUUUCAUCCAGCCCUAAGCAUGACUGGAAAGGGAAGGGAUAACAACAAUGGGCUAGCUCUCAAGGAGCAGAAGACUUGAAACUUGGUGCUUUGGGUAUGACCCACCUACUGGGCCUAGCACCCUCUGAAUGUUUUCAUUAUAUUUGCCACCUUUAUCCCCUCUGUGUAUUUUUUUUUCUUUUCAAACCCUUAUCUUCUGUCUUAGU
Messenger RNA from Gracilinanus agilis (Agile Gracile Mouse Opossum), 806 nucleotides. It is a transcript of the gene SNRNP25, whose product is annotated as small nuclear ribonucleoprotein U11/U12 subunit 25. The transcript has 6 exons. Bases 41 to 568 code for a protein of 175 amino acids. Gene Ontology annotation, cellular component: U12-type spliceosomal complex. The record is from RefSeq and is a predicted model, not a curated record. NCBI's taxonomy places the organism in Eukaryota, Metazoa, Chordata, Mammalia, Didelphimorphia, Didelphidae. Gene Ontology annotation, biological process: mRNA splicing, via spliceosome.